AAUUGCUUUCGUGUUCAACGACACUUCCUUGGUAUCUGGGAGAACGGGAGCGGUUGAUUGCCGAUCUCCUGCUUUCCCUGCAACAACCCUUCUUCUCUUGUGACCCAAAGUCUAUAUUGACCCAUAACCAGAACAUUCAAACCUUUUGUGGGUUCUUUCCUUCAGUUUGAUUUCAAUUCUUGCAGUCAUGGCAACGAGUGGAAACCAGAAUAUCAACGCCAAACUUGUCCUUCUUGGAGAUGUGGGAGCUGGAAAAUCUAGUCUAGUUCUGCGUUUUGUUAAAGGCCAGUUUGUUGAUUUUCAGGAAUCAACCAUAGGUGCUGCAUUUUUCUCGCAAACGUUGGCUGUCAAUGAUGCAACAGUAAAGUUUGAAAUUUGGGAUACAGCAGGUCAGGAAAGGUAUCAUAGCUUGGCUCCCAUGUAUUACAGAGGAGCUGCUGCUGCAGUUAUUGUGUAUGAUAUAACGAAUCAAGCUUCAUUUGAGCGUGCCAAAAAAUGGGUGCAAGAGCUUCAAGCGCAAGGUAAUCCAAACAUGGUUAUGGCACUAGCUGGAAAUAAAGCUGAUUUGCUUGAUGCAAGGAAGGUGACUCCAGAGGAAGCACAAACAUAUGCUCAGGAAAAUGGCCUUUUCUUUAUGGAAGCUUCUGCAAAGACUGCAAUUAAUGUCAAUGACAUUUUUUAUGAAAUAGCAAAAAGGCUGCCUCGAGCACAACAGUUGCAGAACCCUUCAGGAAUGGUUCUAACAGAUAGAGCAAUUGAAAAAACUACCAGUUCAUCAUGCUGUUCUUGAAAUUUCCGUGUGCUGCUUCAUCCGCAUCAUCUUGUAUUUAUCAACCCCUGCUCCAUUUGCACCAGUGGUUUUCCUUCUGUAAAAAGCAAAACUCACGUCUUUGGUUGUUUAUUUAUUUAAAUCUGUAAUUGAAUAUUAUUACUUGAUACAUUAGAAUGAUUAGCCAUGUUUUCUUU
Messenger RNA from Telopea speciosissima, 966 nucleotides. Its product is annotated as ras-related protein RABF2b. The coding region runs from base 188 to 790 and encodes 200 amino acids. The record is from RefSeq and is a predicted model, not a curated record. The transcript is spliced from 7 exons. NCBI's taxonomy places the organism in Eukaryota, Viridiplantae, Streptophyta, Magnoliopsida, Proteales, Proteaceae. Gene Ontology annotation, molecular function: GTPase activity; GTP binding.